CGCCUCGGAUGGCGCAGGGAGGCCGGGAGCGGAGCGGAGCGGGUGUUGAGUUUCCAGGAGCGUUCAAGUUUUUCCUGUUUUCGGGGCAGGGCAUGAAGGCAGGAUGGAGUUUCCGGACCACAGCCGCCGGCUGCUGCAGCGCCUGAGCCAGCAGCGCCGCCAGGGCUUCUUGUGCGACUCCACCGUGCUGGUCGGCGGGGCCCGUUUCCCCGCGCAUCGCGCCGUGCUGGCCUCCUGCAGCAUGUACUUCCACCUCUUCUACCGGGACCAGCUGGACCGCAGGGACACGGUGCAGCUCAACAGCGACAUCGUGACCGCCCCGGCCUUCGGCCUGCUGCUGGAGUUCAUGUACGAGGGCCGCCUGGAGUUCCGCAGCCUGCCCGUCGAGGACGUCCUGGCCGCCGCCAGCUACCUGCACAUGUACGACAUCGUCAAGCUCUGCAAGGGACGCCUCAAGGACAAGGAGCCCGCCGGGCCCGCCCCCGCGGGCGAGCUGGAGGACGGGGGGGCCGGCGAGCGGGCCACCCCCGAGGGCAAGGAUCGGCCCCGGCUAGCCCUCUGGGCGUGCGAGCCGGCCCCCGGGGCCGGCCGGGCGGACGACCGCCCCGGGGGGGGCCCCCGGGCGACGGGGACCGGGCCCUCGACCUGUCCUUCAAGCCCGGGAGCGGGAGAGACGCCCCGCCGCCGCCCGCCGCCGCCGCCGGGCAGCCGCGGGGCGUCGAGCGGCCCCCGGUCAAGGCCGAGCCGGGGCCGGAGGACGCGUCGGCGGGGAGCCCCCGGGCCCCGCCGUCGGAGGAGGCCACCCCCAGCCCGACGGGGCCCGGCCUGGGCCCCCCGCGCCCCGGCCACGGCCGCCCCCCCGGCCCGGGAGGACGAGCCGGACGCCGAGGACAGCGACGUGGACUCCUCCGACGUGUCCUCGUCGGGCGCCGGGCACCUGUGCGUGUGCCCGCUCUGCAGCAAGGUCUUCCCCAGCCCCCAUGGACUGCAGCUGCACCUGAGCGCCCACUUCCGAGACAAGGAGGGGGCCCGGGCGCGCCUGUGCCCCGAGGGCGCGGUGCCCACCUGCCCCCUGUGCGGGAAGACCUUCUCGUGCAUGUACACGCUGAAGCGGCACGAGCGCACCCACUCGGGCGAGAAGCCGUACACCUGCGGCCAGUGCGGGAAGAGUUUCCAGUACUCGCACAACCUGAGUCGCCACGCCGUCGUGCACACGCGCGAGAAGCCCCACGCCUGCCGUUGGUGCCAGCGCCGCUUCACCCAGUCCGGGGACCUCUACCGCCACAUCCGCAAGUUCCACUGCGGCCUAGUCAAGCCCCUGCUGCUCUAGGGGUCGGGGGUCAGCAGAGGCGGGGGGCUUAGGCCCCGAUCCCGGGAUCCCGGCUGGGGAGGGGGCGUCCACCACCCUGUCCCUGUGGUAGGGGCUACUGCUUGGGGGUCUUCCCGCCACUUUCUCGCCCCUGCCACCCCGU
Messenger RNA from Tachyglossus aculeatus (Australian echidna), 1472 nucleotides. RefSeq names its product zinc finger and BTB domain containing 42 (gene ZBTB42). Gene Ontology annotation, biological process: regulation of transcription by RNA polymerase II. The transcript has a single exon. Gene Ontology annotation, cellular component: nucleus. NCBI's taxonomy places the organism in Eukaryota, Metazoa, Chordata, Mammalia, Monotremata, Tachyglossidae. Gene Ontology annotation, molecular function: protein binding; DNA-binding transcription factor activity, RNA polymerase II-specific; RNA polymerase II cis-regulatory region sequence-specific DNA binding. The record is from RefSeq and is a predicted model, not a curated record. Bases 104 to 1330 code for a protein of 408 amino acids.